Messenger RNA from Diorhabda sublineata, 5150 nucleotides. RefSeq names its product inositol polyphosphate-4-phosphatase type I A. The coding region runs from base 225 to 3836 and encodes 1203 amino acids. Gene Ontology annotation, cellular component: cytoplasm. Lineage: Eukaryota; Metazoa; Arthropoda; Insecta; Coleoptera; Chrysomelidae. The transcript is spliced from 18 exons. Gene Ontology annotation, molecular function: phosphatidylinositol-3,4-bisphosphate 4-phosphatase activity. The record is from RefSeq and is a predicted model, not a curated record.
GAUAGAAAAUCUAAAAAUAUGGCGGCAAUGUCAAUAUGUGCGUAUUUUUGACAUUUUUGUUGACAAUAUACUGAUUGUUUACUGUCGAAAAAUAAAAUAUCAAAUUUAAUGGAUGUGUUAUAAAAUUUUAAAAAUAAAAUAAACAUUAAAUAAUUGUUUUAAAUUGUGAAUAGUGCCAAUAGAAUGUGAACAAUUAAGGUUUUUAUUUCAAACUAUCUCCCAAUAUGCGUUUCAAUAAGCAAGAAUUAGUCACUUUAGCCAUACAACCAUCAACAAAAUUUGAGAAAGAAGGAGUACUGUUUUUGCGAGAAAAACAGGAGGGAUUUUUUAGAAAAACUGAAGUAAGUUUAGAAAGAUGGUGCAGACUUCGAGGAAAUCUCUUGUUUUAUUUCAAAAACCGUGAUCCUUGGUCUGAACCAUUAGGAGUGAUUGUUCUUGAACAGUGCCAAGUUAGGAUAGAUCCACCAAUGUCUGCAUCACCAUUUAUGAUUGAAGGAUAUUUUCCAUUUUACUUAGUGUUUGAUGGGGGACUUAGUCAAGCUCUUGCUUCUAUAUCAGACAUUGAACGAUCUAGUUGGAUAGAUGCGAUUAAACAGGCAAGCUACGAAGGUAUCAGAGCUGAAUUGAGUGCUCUAAGACAGUGCAUAGAAAGAAGAAAAAAUCAUAAACCAGUAGUCGAUUUACAAACUUGGCGAAUGCAGCACACGCAUGCUCUAGAUGUUACUGAAAUACCAUUGUGUGAAGCGUCAUUUUCUUGUGAUAAUUUACUCUGUGAUGGUCAUGGUAGACCACCGAAUCCUUCUCUAGUCAUAGAUGUUUAUAUACCUUCUUCGAAAUUUUGGGUACAAUAUGGCAGAACCGAGGUUAUAGAGAGAUGUAGUAACCCCAUUUUCCUUUCUACUGUGAGCUUCCGGGCAUCUGACGGUCUUUCCAGAGAUACAAGAGUGCGUUUUACCGUUUUCGAUGUAAGAGAAAGAGUAUCUGAUACUGCAGUACCUUUAGGGUCGUCUUGUAUUCUUUUGAGCGUUAUACAAGACUCUACAAGACUUCGUAUACCGUUUAUGUCUAGGUCUAAUAGUACCGUAGGAUUCCUGACAAUUAAUGCUUGGUUUUUAGAAAGGGAAGACAAGAAUAGUAGUACUGAACAUACACCUUGUAAGAAGCCGUUACAUAAUCCCCAACAGGCAUUCGCACAUCGUAGAUCACAGUCUUUACCCCCUAGAUUGGGUGUAAAAAUGAAACUUCCCAAUCAAUCCGAUUUAAAAUUGAUAUUCGCUUCACCACAUUUGCAAACUUAUCGUUUUCAUUCAGGUUUAGGGGGAGAUAUUUGCGUGCACGAAUAUAUGGCUGAAAGUAGGAUCAGUUUUUCUUUCCCACGACAAGUACUCGAUAUAUGGAUCCAACAGGAGAAAGAGCUCCUACAGGAGGUGGCAGGUAUGGGAGAACUGCGAGAACCUUGGCAUUCUAGACAGGUAGAACUGUUAGAUAGACACUUGCACCUAUUGCGGUUGUAUUCUCAAGCUAAAGAAAAUCUGCAAGCACACAAGGGAAGUCUUUUCAAGGCUAGCAGUAGAAAGGGCGAUAGAACUUUGGAAUUUGCUCCUGUUAAUUUACAUUUGCAACGGAUGUGGGUGCACAACGACACGCUUAACAAAUCGGGUUUUUAUGAUUGGAUUACCGUAGGUGCUUUUACAGCGCAUUCACACAAAUCUAAAAAUGGUGGAUUGAUUAAAUUAGUUCAACAACUCAAAGAAUCUCCCAUAAAAAGCGGUACAAAUUGUCAAAUAACUACGAAAAUUUCAAUGGCGAACGACGCCAUCCAAGCCAUCAAACAAUUACGAAAAGAAGUCGUAGAAGCCAUGCGGAACUUGAUGCGACUGGCUAAAGAAAAACAAACCAACGGCAUGUUACCUAUAUGCGAAGAUAUGAUAAACAAAACUCGCAUACUACUAAGUCUAUGGGACUCAGGUCUGGUGGAAGAAGCAUUAAAUUUCAUCGAAGAAUAUAAAUUGAUAGCGAAUGAAGAUUCCGGAAUGGGCGAUGACGAUACCAGCAUGGAUAGUUUAGGUAGACCCAACGUUUUAUCACCAUUCAAAAGGAUAACGCAACAACUUAAUACGUUGGAUUUGAGAAGUCCGGAAUUGGAAGAUUUUGCUACACCUUGUACUCCUAUUAACGAUGAAGAUAUAUGGAAGGUACAAAACCAAAACGAUUCUAAUUGUACAACGUUAAAUACCAGCGAAGUUGUUCAAAAACUUUGUUCUGACAUGCAAACACCAGACGAAUCUAAUUUCGUUCUUUUUCCAGAUUGCGAAGACAACCAAAAUGAGAAUUCUAUUGAAACUUCUACUGAAAUAAAUAGUAGUACAAUUGAUGUAGAAAGUGCGGGAAGUACAAUACAACUGGUAACUUCGGAAAGGGAUACAGGACGUACUUUUCUCGAUACUAAUAUUAUGUGUAAUUCUCCAUCGGCUAAUUAUUAUAAACCAACUGAUGAACCUGAACCUUGGGAUAUCACUCAGUUGAAUAUUGAAGCUAGCGUUAUGUGUCUUGUUAGCAAAGUCAAAUUUUUAUGCGGAAGGUGUAAUAGUCCAGCUGUAAGACUAAAACCGAACUUUAGAAACAGUAAAAAAAGUAUUAUCGUCGACCAACCCAUAAGAGGCACUAUAAUCGAAAAAGAAACAGAAGCAGUUACAAAAGUUGUUAAUAAAAUUGUAAAGAACGGUAACAAAUUUACUGACGGUCUGGAUAUAAAUAAAAUCAACGAUUGGGCGGCUGAGUUGAGGCCCAGUAUGCGUAAACUACGUUUAGCAAUGGACGGUCUAUUAAAAACGGCGCGACUCACUCAUUCGGUUUUCAGAGUACAAGAAAGUCCGAAAAUAGCUCAGAGGUUCUGUAAUGUGCGAUACAGAAGAGACGUUUGUUUUUCGCAAGCCUUAACUUCUCUUGUCACCGCUUUGAUGUCGAAACUAUGGUGUCAAAAACCUGAUCCGAAUUAUGUGACAAUGUUGAGUGGUUUAGGACCUUUAGCUCAUUUCGAAGGACUUUUGAGUUAUUAUGGUAACGAGAUUGAUAUGUGGGGAGAUAUGUCGGUGGCUAUUGAAGACCUAAGAACGGUUCUAUUCAUUUUAGUUAGGAGUCCUAGUCCGGCUACUGAACCAUAUCCAAAUCCGAAAGUAUCAGGAACAAGAAAUUCUCUAGUAGUAUCUCUACCUGUACCGGAUUCCCUUUAUAGUCUCAUACCGUCAAGACAAACUGUAUCUUUUCACGUGACCCCUGUAUUUUUCAAUAUAGGGAUCAACGAAAUGGCUACCGUCGCCGAAAGUUUGGGGGCUACUAAACCUCAGGAACGAUCAAACAUAGACAAUUUCGAGCGAUUGAAUGAAUAUUAUUUGCGUUACAAGAAAUUAAAGAUUUUAGAUAACGCCCGUAGAAUUUCCACUGGUACAGUUCAAUCGAGACCUGUUAGUGCCAUAAUAGAAGAUCUUCGAAUAUCUGUACAUAGUUCUAAAGCCAAAAAUGUCGAAAUACUUCAUUUAGCAGCGCAAAUUUGCAGAAAAUUGAAUGGUUUACGAUUUACCAGUUGUAAAAGUGCCAAAGAUAGGACAGGGAUGUCUGUUACCCUAGAAGAAUGUCAGAUUCUAGCAGACGAGUAUCAUCUGGCCGAACACGAAUUUCAAAGAGCUUUAGAUUGUUUAAGGAGCGAGGGUUGCCGUAGAGAAAACGCUUUCAAGAAUAUCGGUAUCAGAAAAUAUGCUUUUAAUUCUAUACAAUUAUUAGCGUAUCCGAAGUACUAUCGACCACCACCCGGAACGUACGGAUCCGCUCAAACUUGAAUUAUUCGUAUACAUUUUUGUAGUUUUCGGGAUAUUUCGGUUGAAAAUAUUUUAAUUUAUGAUUUUAUUUUGACAAAUAUAUAUUUUUGACAUGAAUAUUUCAUAGCAUAUUGUUUCGAUAUAUCGUUAGGUUCAUCCAAGAUCUGUACAACAUAUUUCUUCAGCUUUUCACUUCUUAUACAUAUUUAUAUGUUUUUGUUGAUAAAUCGUCCUCAUUUUAGGUCUCUUCUGAUUUGAAAAGUAAAAAUAUUUUUUCUAAAUCUAAUUUUCAAUCAAAAGAGACCAAAAAUAUUCAUAUAUAUUUAGAUCAAUACAAUUUUAGUGAAAAAACUGGCGCAGUCAGUGGUACAAGUGAAUGGAAAAACAAUUCAUACGGAAUUUAAGGUUGCCAAAAGAAAAUUAUUAAAAACCUUUUUUAUGAAAAGUUUUUUCACAGGUUUUUCAAAUAAAACAAUCAAUUCAGUUAUAUUUUCUUAAAAACAUCAGUUAUUUAGAAACUAUAGAUUUUUUCAAAUAAUUAUUGAAUAACUUUUACAUUUUAAUGAAAAAAAUUUUUGUAUCAACAAAAUUUUACUAAACAAACAGUAAAACUGGCGCAGUCAGUGAGAGAAAUAAAUAUAAGAAAUUUGAGGCUACCAAAGAAAAUUAUGUAAAAAAUUCGUUUUAUAAAAAGUUUUUAUCAGAAUUUUCAAAUGAUACUGUUAAAAAUCUUUGCCAGAUAGAUUAUGAGCGUUUUCGUAUAGUGACAAAAUUAAACACUAAAGUGUAGUAACUCUAAUAUAUUCCGAGCUUUCGAAUACUUCUGUAUUCAUCAUCUGUGAAUUAAUUAGUUGAUAAUUGUUAAUUAAUAUCACAAAAUUUAUAACACCACGAUUCUUAACUAAUCAAUUCCUUGACAAUGAAUACAUAAGUAUUCGAAAGCUCGGAAUAUAUUAUAUAUUAGAGUUAGUACACUUUAGAGAGUGUAUUUUAAAUAACUGAUUUGUGUAGUCGUGUACUCCCUGUAUAGUGUAAACAGACGUCUAAUAUUAUUAAAAGUAUAUGUUUUAUUGUUAUUAUUGUAUGUAUAAAAUGAUUUUUAUUGCUUUAAAAAUAAUUUUUAUUAUUUAUUUAACGAAAUAUUAACGAAAAUUCAUCCGAAAUAUCCCAUUUUAUGGCAUUUACUUACUACUAGAAAAAUUAUCCAGUUGCAUUUAAAAGUAUUAAAAAUGUUUUGUUUAUAGUUAUUUAUAUUUUUUUUCUCUUUAUUUUUUAUAGAAAACUUGGACAAUCUGUUAAACAUGUUAAUUCAAAAAAAAUUAUUUGGAAAAAUCA